Messenger RNA from Cryptococcus amylolentus CBS 6039, 1620 nucleotides. RefSeq lists its product as hypothetical. Bases 1 to 1620 code for a protein of 539 amino acids. The transcript is spliced from 12 exons. Gene Ontology annotation, molecular function: transmembrane transporter activity. Gene Ontology annotation, biological process: transmembrane transport. Gene Ontology annotation, cellular component: membrane. The record is from RefSeq and is a predicted model, not a curated record. Lineage: Eukaryota; Fungi; Basidiomycota; Tremellomycetes; Tremellales; Cryptococcaceae.
AUGGGCCAUAAGACUGAAAACAAGGAUGCUCAGGCUACUGCUCACGUCGUAGCCGAUAGCCCAAAUGCAGCUCCAGCGGUACUGCCAGUUUUGGAGGGGUAUGUGCCUCCCCAGAGGACUUGGAAAACUUACCUGUGGUCAACUCUGGACGUGUCGAAAGAGGAGGCAGUGUUUCUGACAAAGCUGGAUGUGACUUUGAUCACUUCUGCGGCGCUGGGUGUGAUGAUUCGUUAUCUUGAUCAAGUCAAUAUCACAAACGCCUUCAACAGUGGCAUGAAAGAAGACCUCAAUCUGUACGGCAACGAGCUCAACUACGCCAACGCCUUCUGGUCCGCCGCCUACGUGAUCGGGCAAAUACCCAGCAACCUUAUACUCACCAGAGUCAAUGCUGCGAGAUACAUCGCCUUUCUCGAGCUUGCUUGGACGGCCUUCACCUUUGGGACUGCAGGAGUUGAGGAUAUCAAAACGCUCUACGCCUUGAGAUUCUUUGUGGGGCUCUUCGAAGCAGGUCAUUUCCCAGCGGUCAUGUAUGUCUGCUCGAGCUACUACAAACCCCACGAACUCGCCCGCCGAAAUACUCUGAUCCAGAUAUUCGUCUCUGUCGGACCGCUCUUUUCGGGAUUCUUGAUGGCUGCUGUCUACGCGGGGCUGGAUGGGACGAGGGGCUGGCCGGGGUGGAGGUGGAUGUACAUCAUUUGUGGAGUCAUCUCGCUUCCAUGCGCUCUUUGGACGUUCUUCGCCAUGCCCCAGCUUCCUGGUCGAGCCAAGCCCAACUGGAUCUUCUCCCAGCGCGAGAUCGAUAUCGCCAGGACAAGAAUGCCCACCGAAACGAAACUCUACACGGGACUCUUCAAAUGGAAGGAUAUCAAGCGGUGGCACAAGUCUUGGCAUGUCUAUCUUUUCCCAUUUUUCUUCUUGUGUUCUGGGCAGAUCGGACAGGCUGGAAGCUCGAUGAUCUUCUGGGUGAAGAGUUACAACGUCACUGGGAAGCCCAAAGUAUUCUCCGUAGCUGAAAUCAACAUUAUUCCUCUCGGCAUCAACAUCAUAACCAUCUGCGGCUCACUCACGGCUUCCUGGAUAUCCGACGCCCUCCCAGGUUCUGCCCGAUGGCCCAUCAUGGUCUUUUCCACCCUUGUCGGCGUUAUCAUACCCGCAGCUCUGGGGGCUACCCCGGUACAUCCGCCUAAUCGAGGGACACGAUGGGCUUUGUUCUAUCUGACAUCGUUGUCGGGUGUAUCGGCUGGUACGACGUGGACCUUUGUGAACGAGACAAGCCGAGAUGACCCCGAGAAACGCGCAUACGUCGGAGCCAUGAUGAACGCCUUCGCCUACAUCUUUACAGCUUGGAUCCCCAUCUUCACCUUCCCAACCUCAAAACAACCAUACGUCGCGCACGGGAUGUUUGCGACCUCGGGCUUUGCCGCAGUGGCGUUGUUGACGGCGUUGGCUAUUGGGUGGAUGCAUCAUAGGGAUUUGAGGAAGACUGCUAGACUGGGAGAGCAGGGGGCAGGGGAAAGGGAGGGAGAAGUGAGUAGUGUUGAGGCAGAGAAGAAGGAUGAUGGGGACGGGAGUGAGAAGGGCGAGGUGUUUAGGAAAACGCCAGUCUUGGAGAAGAUCUAG